AUGGAUUCAAGCAAUUUAGUGGCCAGAAAAUGGCUGCAAGAAUAUGCAUCAGGUUAUUCGGAUAAUCAAAUAAGCGAUAGGAUUGUCCAUCACUUGGAAAAUUUACAUACGUUAUUGGCCGACAAGACACCUGAUCUCAAGUCCAUGUUGACGGAGAAUAUCAUCCGAUAUUUUACAACUCCUUUAGAUUACUUCAUCAGUAAUGGACAAAUGAAAGAAUUGAAAGACUAUCUGAGCACUAGUAAUAAAUCGGCAAUAUGUGGUAAAGUUUUCAACGCCGGUGAACCAACUUACACAUGCAGCGUCUUGAUCAACGCUCGAAAGAUCAUUUCUAGUUGGAUCAUACAUACAUCCUUUAACGUAUUGUAG
Trichoplax adhaerens is the source of this 369-nucleotide messenger RNA. RefSeq lists its product as uncharacterized. The transcript has 2 exons. The record is from RefSeq and is a predicted model, not a curated record. NCBI's taxonomy places the organism in Eukaryota, Metazoa, Placozoa, Uniplacotomia, Trichoplacea, Trichoplacidae. Bases 1 to 369 code for a protein of 122 amino acids.